Molecule: messenger RNA, 941 nt
Organism: Myodes glareolus (Bank vole)
Lineage: Eukaryota; Metazoa; Chordata; Mammalia; Rodentia; Cricetidae
Source: RefSeq, a predicted model, not a curated record
UGUCUUCUGGUCCAUGCAGAGGGCAGCGACAUCCCCGUCUUGCAAGCUUGUGCCUCCUGUAACCUGCUAUAGCGAUCCCAAGGCCGGGAGGAAGGGCUCCUCCGGGGCUAAGGCACCGAGCUUCAUCUUCUGCGACUAUUGAUCCCCAAGCACAGAUGAGAGGGAACUCACCAGCCCUAGGUGUUGGUUUGGAAAGGCACCAAGCCAGGCCUCUGCUCUUGAUGACGGUAGUGUUGCAGCUUGUCCAUCAGGGAAACAGCUACCAGAGAGAAUCAGACAGUGUCAGAGAAGUCGGCAAUAUCCUGUCUCCAAAGCUCCCAGGGACGACUCUGGACGGCACCCUGAGUGACUCCAGCAGAAUGAAUGGCAGCCAGGAGGGGUGGCGCCCACGGGACUUCCCUCCUCACUCCCGUACUUUUGGCGAGAGUGCGAUCCCUGGAUCCCGCUGCUGCCACAACGGAGGCACCUGCGUUCUGGGCAGCUUUUGCGUGUGCCCUGCACACUUCACUGGCCGCUACUGCGAACACGACCAGAGGCGCAGGGACUGUGGCGCUCUGGGGCAUGGAGCUUGGACCCUUCACAGCUGCCGCCUAUGCAGGUGCAUCUUCUCAGCCCUGUACUGUCUCCCACGCCAAACGUUCGGCCACUGUGACCUGAAAGGCUUCCUCUCGUCAGGGACCAGAGGAGGGUCGAGUGCAAGCGGUGCCCUGAGUCUUCUGCUGCUCGGCCUCCUCCUGCAGGGCGUGGCUGGCGACGGCUGAGGUCCUAAGCCCAGUGACAGCAUCUCCUGGAGCUGCCAGGAGUCAUCCUUGGUUGCACACGGCGCCACAGCAUGCCAGCAGGAAGGCUGGGCAGCGGGCAUCUGCUUGGAUGCUGUAAAUAACAGAACGGCUGAAAUGUGACGGGUCCUUGUGCUGUGCAAUAAACAUGUUCAACAGGGA